UGUCGCCCAAUUGAAUCAAACAGUGAGGUUUAAGGUAUUUUACUUUACCUACUCUCUCUCUCUCUCUCUCUCUCACCAAACCUCAUUGCUGGUGGCGGACAACACGAGGGAUAUUCUUUUCCCUUAAACUUCAAAACACACGCCCCCUCCCCCGAUUCAUUCAUUUUCACUCACGCACCACACAACACAAGAGAACCAACCAACCGUUUUCAUUUCCAGAUCUCCAAAAUGCAGUCCACUGCUUUCACUCUCCCCCCUUCUCUCCCUCUCCGCCACACCAACCCCAACCGUUUCAACCGUUCUCUUAACCUCCUCCGUCUCUCCGCCAAAUCAAACGAUGUCGCUUCUUCUUCUUCUCCUUCUUUCACUCGUCAAUCCUGGUCCCUUUCUCCUUCAUCUUCUUUCAAGUUCAGACCUCAACCUCUCCUUUCUCCUCCUAAAGCUACUUCCGUUCCCGAAAGCGCCGGUCAAUCCGCCGCCGACUCUAGUUCCUUACUCAAAACUCUUCAACUUGGUUCCUUGUUCGGUUUAUGGUACCUCUUUAACAUCUACUUCAAUAUCUACAACAAACAGGUUUUGAAGGCGUGUCAUUUCCCUGUAACUGUAACUGUAGUUCAAUUUGCUGUUGGAACUGUUCUUGUUAGCGUUAUGUGGGCUCUUAAUCUAUACAAGAGACCUAAAAUCACUGGUGCCAUGCUCGCAGCGAUAUUUCCACUCGCGGUGGUGCAUACUUUGGGGAAUCUUUUCACUAAUAUGAGUCUUGGAAAGGUGGCUGUGUCAUUUACUCAUACCAUUAAAGCUAUGGAGCCUUUCUUUUCUGUCAUCCUUUCUGCCAUGUUCCUUGGAGAGAUGCCUACACCUUGGGUGGUUGGUUCCCUCCUGCCUAUUGUUGGGGGAGUUGCACUGGCGUCUGUUACUGAGGCCUCGUUCAAUUGGGCUGGAUUUUGGAGUGCAAUGGCUUCCAAUGUGACAAACCAAUCACGUAAUGUUCUUAGCAAAAAGGUCAUGGUUAAGCAAGAGGAAUCCUUGGACAACAUAACUCUCUUCUCUAUAAUAACAAUAAUGUCCUUCUUCUUGUUAGCACCCGCGGCUAUCUUCAUGGAGGGUGUCAAAUUUACCCCUGCUUACCUGGAAUCUGUUGGCUUAAAUGUCAGGCAAGUGUACACCAGAUCUCUUCUUGCUGCACUCUGUUUCCAUGCAUAUCAGCAAGUUUCUUACAUGAUAUUGCAGAGGGUAUCACCUGUUACCCAUUCGGUCGGCAACUGUGUGAAGCGUGUUGUGGUCAUUGUGAGCUCUGUCAUCAUCUUCAAAACAGCUGUCUCUCCCUUGAAUGCUGCUGGUACCGCUAUAGCUCUUGCUGGUGUUUUCCUCUAUUCAAGGGUGAAGCGAAUUAAGUCAAAACCAAAGGCAGUUUAAUUUUUAAAUGGUAAAAUUUUGCUAGUUGCAUUACAAAUGCCAAAUAGCUGCAAAUUCUGAAUUUCUUUGUAGGUGAGAUAGGAAUAUGGGGAUUACCUUCUUGACCCCAUGACACGCUUUUUCCAUUUUUUUCUUGAAAAAUAGUUACUGUGUGGAUUUCAAUAUUUAUGUUUGAGUAUGUGCCUAUUGGUUCUGCUCCAUUAAAAUGUUAUCCUCUUAAGAAUUUUGGUCGUAUACUA
Trifolium pratense (red clover) is the source of this 1655-nucleotide messenger RNA. Its product is annotated as phosphoenolpyruvate/phosphate translocator 1, chloroplastic-like. NCBI's taxonomy places the organism in Eukaryota, Viridiplantae, Streptophyta, Magnoliopsida, Fabales, Fabaceae. Bases 229 to 1416 code for a protein of 395 amino acids. The transcript has 9 exons. Gene Ontology annotation, molecular function: antiporter activity. Gene Ontology annotation, biological process: transmembrane transport. Gene Ontology annotation, cellular component: Golgi apparatus; membrane. The record is from RefSeq and is a predicted model, not a curated record.